Fusarium pseudograminearum CS3096 is the source of this 2160-nucleotide messenger RNA. RefSeq lists its product as uncharacterized. Gene Ontology annotation, biological process: protein deubiquitination. Lineage: Eukaryota; Fungi; Ascomycota; Sordariomycetes; Hypocreales; Nectriaceae. The transcript is spliced from 3 exons. Gene Ontology annotation, molecular function: cysteine-type endopeptidase activity; cysteine-type deubiquitinase activity. Gene Ontology annotation, cellular component: cytosol; nucleus. The record is from RefSeq and is a predicted model, not a curated record. Bases 1 to 2160 code for a protein of 719 amino acids.
AUGGCCGGGUUUUUCAACAAGAUAAAGGGUUCUGGCACUGCCACAACCACUACACCCAGCAAGCAAGAUGCUGUCGCAAAGAAGAAAGAGGAGCCUGUCCUCGACCUCACGCCGCUCGAGAAAAUGCUCCAGAACGCUGGUUCUCUCCGAGAUGACGGCACCGAUCGCUUCUUCGGCCUUGAGAAUGCUCUCUUCUACUCCGAGUCAUUUCGAAACAAUGUUGUCAACUACCCCCCCAUCUCGCCCGCCGAGACGAACGGUAGCCGACCCAAAGUUCCUAUCACCAUCAGGCCUCCGCCCACCGACCCCGUGGAGAACGCACCCAAGCAAAAGGGUCUCAGCACUUCCCAAGUAAUCAAGCAAAGACAAAAUUCAAGUCAUCAAUUGCCAGGGCAGGUAGGCGUUCGACCCGAAGAUAAACCUGAUACGCCCGAAUACAAGAAGAAACAAGCCAUGAUCAAGGGGCCUAUCCUCGAGUUGGCGCGAGAGAAUGCCACGUCCUAUGGUAUGGACGAGUGCACCUUUACAGGGCUCAAGGACAUCUUUUUGGCAUUACUUGAAAGCAAUACUCAUACUGGAGUCCUCAGUCCUCAGCGAUUUCUGGAGAUAUUCAAGCGCGACAACGAGAUGUUUAGGAAUUCUAUGCAUCAAGAUGCUCACGAGUUCUACGGUCUUGUGCUGAAUGAUGUCAUAAACUCGGUUGAAAGUGCAGCUCGUCAGAUGAAAUUACAAGCACCAACUAAUGGUACCGACGGGCUAGCCACCUCAGUUGAGCAUGUCCUCGGAUCGGCCAUGGCGAACCAUGUGGCUGGUGCAAGCUCGCCGGCGACUGGAUGGGUUCAUGACAUUUUCGAAGGCGUUCUAACAUCAGAAACCAAGUGUUUAACUUGUGAAACUGCUUCUCAGCGUGAUGAGACAUUUCUUGAUCUGUCCAUCGAUCUGGAGGAGCAUUCUUCCGUGACAUCCUGCCUGCGCAAGUUUUCGGCCGAGGAGAUGCUCUGCGAGAGGAAUAAGUUCCACUGCGACCACUGUGGAGGUCUUCAAGAAGCUGAGAAGAGAAUGAAGGUGAAGCGAUUACCCAAAAUCCUGACACUCCACUUGAAGAGAUUCAAGUACACAGAAGACUACAGCCGUUUGCAAAAGCUUUUCCACAGGGUCGUGUAUCCCUACCAUCUACGCAUGUUCAACACGACGGACAAUGCCGAAGAUCCGGAUCGACUAUAUGAGCUGUAUGCAGUGGUGGUUCAUAUUGGCGGAAACGCCUAUCAUGGUCACUAUGUGUCUAUAAUCAAGGUUCCAGGUCGGGGAUGGAUCUUAUUCGACGAUGAAAUGGUUGAACCAGUGGAUAAAAAUUUCGUCCGCAACUUUUUCGGUGACAAGCCCGGAAUGGCCACCGCAUACGUGCUGUUUUACCAGGAAACAACGUUCGAGAAAGUGCGAGAGGAGCAGGAGAAGGAGGGUAUGGAGGAGGUGAAACUCGCCAGCGAGGCGGCCAACCUAGCCCAGGAGAACGGGGAUAAACUCGAUACUUCGCCAUUGAAGCGACAAGCGACGCAGCCCAUGUCACCCCUGGCGCAUCAUGAAUCGAUGGCAAACCUUGCUCAUGCGAGAACGGCGCCGGCUAUGCCUUCUGCUCCCCCACCUGAUGUUUCACCUCCUCCUACUGCUACAACUAAUGGUUUGUCCCGUGUCCAGACUCAGAAGGAAGAAGUCAAAUCCAAGGAAGACAAGAAGCGGGAGAAGAAAGAGCGCGAGGCGGCCGAGAAGGCCGAGAAGCUUGCAGAAAAGGAGCGAGAGAAACAAGCCAAGCUUGACGACAAGAAACGAAGAGAAGAUAAUCUUAAGGCGAUGCAGCAAACACGGAGAAACGAAAACGACGAGCUAGCCAAGGUUCUCGAGGCCAGCAAAAAGUCUGCUGCACAAGAAGAUGAAGCAAGAAAGAAGGAGAACGGAACACCCCAGAGCAAUGGGAUUCUCGACCGGACCAAGAGGGGCAGCAAGUCCAUGUCGCGGAAGAGUUUCUCACUUUUCCACAAGGACAAAUCGGGCGCGCAGGCUCCAGACACCCCUAACGGCGAUUCGAGCGAGAAGCACGAUAAACUCAAAGAUCGUCUCAGCUUCAGCCUGGGCCGCAAAAAGAGCACAAACUUGCUUUCAUAA